AUGGUUCUAUAUGCUCAAAGGAAAUUCAUCAUUGAAAGAAAUUAUGUCUUGAGUGAUCAUCGUCCUUUUGGUGUGCUAACAAUGCUUCAAGAUCGACAAUGGACAUGUUCUUUGGUUAAAUUUACUGGUUUUGUGGAUAGAAUAGUCAAGGAAUUCUAUGCCAAUCUUACUAAUGAAAUUAUUGAACCUAAAUCUCCUCUGUAUAAUAAAGUGUUUGUUAGGGGCCAUUGGUUCUCUUUUUCUCCUCAAGACAUUGCCCUUGCUUUGCAUCUUCCCCUUGAUGUCGAGGAUGAUGAUGUUGCCUCUCUUGACAAGGACAUGGUUAUUACUGAAUUGGUAGGGCAAAAAAUGUUAUGGCCAUCUAAUACAGUCAUCUCGGUCUCCAAUCUCACCUACACUUAUGCUGUCCUCCAUAAGUUUGCCACAACAAAUUGGAAGCCCACUUCUCCCAUCGCCACUAUCUCUUUUGAUAUGGCAUCAUUUUUGUACAAGGUGGGGAUCGGUCUUAGUAUACAUUUGGCUUUGGUUAUUCAUGAUAAAAUCAUUGGGUUUCGCAAAGGUAAUAGGAAAAACUUGAAUCUUCCUUUUCCUCAAGUUAUUUAUAAAGUGUUGAGUAUGCAGAAAAAAGGUCUCCAACGUGAUCAAGAAGAUUUGGUGGCACCCACUACUGCUGCUUCCUACAAGGCCUCUGCUCCUCCUACUGAAGCCACUGCUGCUCCAUCCUCCAAGAAAGUCAAGCCCCAAUCUCUGAAGAUUGCCUCGGAUGACAUUCCUCAUGCCUCCUCCUCUGUUGCCACAGAUUCAGGACUUGUUGCAACAGAAAUAGUUGCUGUUCGAGCCUCUGUUGAUUCUUUGACUGCUCGAGUGAUGUCAAUUGAAGGACUGCAACGUUCUGUGUUGGAGGCUGUUCAAUCUCUAUCCAAAGAUCCAGUUGUUUAA
Messenger RNA from Humulus lupulus (European hop), 939 nucleotides. RefSeq lists its product as uncharacterized. The transcript has a single exon. The coding region runs from base 1 to 939 and encodes 312 amino acids. Lineage: Eukaryota; Viridiplantae; Streptophyta; Magnoliopsida; Rosales; Cannabaceae. The record is from RefSeq and is a predicted model, not a curated record.